This is a messenger RNA of Mustela lutreola (European mink), 1877 nucleotides long. It is a transcript of the gene OPN4, whose product is annotated as opsin 4. The transcript is spliced from 10 exons. Gene Ontology annotation, cellular component: membrane. The record is from RefSeq and is a predicted model, not a curated record. Bases 1 to 1422 code for a protein of 473 amino acids. Gene Ontology annotation, molecular function: G protein-coupled receptor activity. Gene Ontology annotation, biological process: G protein-coupled receptor signaling pathway; visual perception. NCBI's taxonomy places the organism in Eukaryota, Metazoa, Chordata, Mammalia, Carnivora, Mustelidae.
AUGAACCCUCCUUCAGGGCCCAGAGCCCAGGAGCCCAGUUGUGUGGCCACCCCAGCCUCACCCAGCAGGUGGGACGGCUCCCGGAGCAGCACCUCCAGCCUGGGCCAACCUCUGGCCAUCAGUGCCACGGCAGCCGGGGCUCAGGGUGCUGCCUGGGUCCCCUUCCCAACAGUGGAUGUUCCAGACCAUGCCCACUACACCCUGGGCACAGUAAUCCUGCUGGUGGGGCUCACAGGGAUGCUGGGCAAUCUGAUGGUCAUCUAUACCUUCUGCAGGACCAGAGGCCUCAGGACACCCUCCAACAUGUUCAUUAUCAACCUUGCGGUCAGCGACUUUUUCAUGUCCUUCACCCAGGCCCCCGUCUUCUUCGUCAGCAGCCUCCAUAAGCGGUGGCUCUUUGGGGAGGCAGGCUGCGAGUUCUAUGCCUUCUGUGGGGCUGUCUUCGGCAUCACCUCCAUGAUUACCCUGAUGGCCAUCGCUCUGGACCGCUACCUGGUGAUCACGCACCCACUGGCCGCCAUUGGGGUGGUGUCCAAGAGGCGGGCAGCACUUGUCCUGGUGGGCGUCUGGCUCUAUGCCCUGGCCUGGAGUCUGCCACCCUUCUUUGGCUGGAGCGCCUACGUACCAGAGGGGCUGCUGACCUCCUGCUCCUGGGACUACAUGAGCUUCACGCCUUCAGUCCGAGCCUACACCAUGCUGCUCUUCUGCUUCGUGUUCUUCCUCCCCCUGCUGGUCAUCAUCUACUGCUACAUCUUCAUCUUCAGGGCCAUCCGGGAGACAGGCCGGGCUCUCCAGACUUUCAGGGCCUGUGAGGGCGGUGUCAGGUCCCCACGACAACGGCAGCGGCUGCAGAGAGAGUGGAAAAUGGCUAAGAUUGAGCUGCUGGUCAUCCUUCUCUUUGUGCUCUCUUGGGCCCCCUACUCCACUGUGGCCCUGACGGCCUUUGCUGGGUACGCCCAUGUCCUGACGCCCUACAUGAACACAGUGCCUGCUGUCAUCGCCAAGGCCUCUGCCAUCCACAACCCCAUCAUCUAUGCCAUCACCCACCCCAAGUACAGAAUGGCCAUUGCCCAGCACCUGCCCUGCCUGGGAGUGCUGCUCGGUGUGUCAGGCCAGCGUACUGGCCCCUUCGCCAGCUACCGCUCCACGCACCGCUCCACACUGAGCAGCCAGGCCUCAGACCUCAGCUGGAUCUCCGGACAGAGGCGCCAUGCAUCCCUGGGCUCAGAGAGCGAGGUGGGCUGGAUGGACACAGAGGCAGCAGCCAUGUGGGAGGCUGCCCAGCAAGUGAACGUACGCUUCCCCUGCAGUCAGGGCCUGGAGGACAUGGAAACCAAGGCCCCUCUCAGGCCCGGGGGGCAGGAAGCGGAGACUUCUGAGAAGACCAAGGGGCUGCUCCCCAGCCCGAACCCCAGGAUGUAGGGUGCCCAUUGGCUCCCCUUUUCUUCUGGGACACAUCCAGCCCCUUCACCUCCCCCUCAUACACACAGACCCAGGAUUACCCCCAGGAGCCUGCGGGCUUUGAAGUGGCCCUGUCACCUGUGCCGUGCUGGAUUCACGGCCCCAACACCACCAAACUCCUGCCCUGCCAAGUGCUCUCAUCUCAACAGCCGGUACCCCAGGCUCAGCCUGAAGUGCGGGAGCCCAGGCCCUCCUGCUUCCCGCAGUCGUCCGCCUCUCCUCAAAUGCUGUGUGCUGUGAUUGUCCAGGCAAUGACAAUGGCGACAGCUCCGUGGGACACGCUGGCUAACUGUGAGCUGCCUCUGCACCCAGGCUGGGCCUUUCACUGACACGGGCAGGCCAGCUUGGCAUCCCUGCAGCCCACCUUGGAAGCCAAGCACAGACCUUCCUGCACAGGAAACCAUCAUUUGCCUGUC